AUGAUGCGCCUCCUAUGUUCGUUCUUCGUCCUUGGCUCGGCCGCCGCCGCCGACUGGAACUACUGCCAGGAGCUGUGUGAGGAGACUCCUGGUUGCAAGAACUAUGGUUGGGGAUCCUAUUGCAAGGGUAACGGCGUAUGCUUCGGUCUGCUUGAUAUGGGUGACGGUGACUAUUGCUUUGAGCCAACUGAUGGUUUCAACGGUGGCUACUGCAGUGACAAGGUUUACAGCCCGGUCUCUUGCCCGGUGGUUGAUAAGACCUGUGAGGAUCUUUGUGCCGAGACCCCUAAGUGCAAGAACUCUAAGUGGGGAUCAUACUGUAAGAAGUAUGUCGAUCAACCCGGUCCCUAUGUGUGCUUCGGAUUGUAUAAUUCCGAUAAGCCUCAUCUAUGCUAUGAACCUUCUGAGGGUGACAAGUGUGAUGAAUCCUCGCCAGUCUAUUGCCCCUCAGAAAUGGAUUAA
Molecule: messenger RNA, 462 nt
Organism: Perkinsus marinus ATCC 50983
Lineage: Eukaryota; Perkinsozoa; Perkinsida; Perkinsidae
Exons: 1
Coding region: 1-462 (153 amino acids)
Source: RefSeq, a predicted model, not a curated record